Triticum dicoccoides is the source of this 930-nucleotide messenger RNA. RefSeq names its product CASP-like protein 5A3. The transcript has 3 exons. Gene Ontology annotation, cellular component: membrane. The record is from RefSeq and is a predicted model, not a curated record. Lineage: Eukaryota; Viridiplantae; Streptophyta; Magnoliopsida; Poales; Poaceae. Bases 102 to 635 code for a protein of 177 amino acids.
CGACGCGCAGGGAGGAGGAGCCGGAGACGAUGCUGCACUUCAGCCAUCCGGUGGUGCACCCCUCCCCGCCGGUGGUGGGAUAGGGGCAGGCGGAGGUGGAGAUGGUGCCGCCGGCGCAGGGGCAGGCGGUGCAGGUGGAGGGGCCGAACGGGGACGGGAACGCGCCUGCUGGGAUGAUCAUGAGGGACCCGUGGACGCGGUGCGGCCUCGUGUUCCGCCUCCUGCAGGCCGCCUUCGCGGCCGCCGCACUCGCCGUCAUGGCGUCUACCGACGACUUCUCCUCCGUCACCACAUUCCGCUACCUCGUCGCAGCAGCAAGCGUGCAAUGCCUGUGGAGCCUCGCCGUGGCCAUUCUGGAUGCCUAUGCAAUUGUUGUCAAACGUUCCUUCCGAACUGCCCGGGCUGUCAUCAUACUUUCCCUCGGGGACUGGCUCACAGGAACACUGAUCUUCAGUGCGGCGUGUGGAUCAGCAGCUAUCACCACUCUCUUUUCCAAUGAUUUCGGAGCUUGCUCGGUAAAUCCCUGUGGAAGCUUCAUGAGCGCUACCGCCAUGGCUUUCCUGAGCUGGCUUGCGCGUGUGCCGGCCUUUAUCGGGAACCUUUGGACGGCGGUCCACCGAAUACAAAAAUUGUAGUUUGUGAAACAAGAACCGGGCAGUUUGCGCAACCCGGUCCCGUUUUCGUGACCAACUUCGACGCAUCGACCGUAGCACAUCUAACUAUAUUAUGACCGGGAAGCAACGGAUGCAUACCCGCCGAACAAAGUAUGCCAUCAAUGUUUCUGUACGAAUUAGGGAGUAACUUGAUGUUUGAAAGGGUGGUUGUGCUGCUCUGGAUUUUCUUCUUCUUUUGAGGAUAGUAUGACUUCUUACUAUAUCAGGGUGGACUGGCGGUUCUGUUCUGGGGAUGAAAAGAUGGGUUACUUGUGUA